Molecule: messenger RNA, 2294 nt
Organism: Physcomitrium patens
Lineage: Eukaryota; Viridiplantae; Streptophyta; Bryopsida; Funariales; Funariaceae
Product: tubulin alpha chain
Biological process (GO): microtubule-based process
Cellular component (GO): microtubule
Molecular function (GO): structural constituent of cytoskeleton; GTP binding
Source: RefSeq, a predicted model, not a curated record
UAUUCAUAUAAAUAUGAAUGAGAGCGAGAAAAGAAAUUUAUACGGCUGGAGUGUUGUGGUCAUCAGUACGGUGAGGAGAUUAAAAGAGGUGAGUCUCGACCGUCUGCAGCUUGUCAGGCAUUCCCUUUUUGAUCGGCUGCUAGUGCGUGAGUCGCCAUCUUCAGCCUGGAGCUGUGCUUAAAAUUUCUGACCUCGAUCUUUGCGCCGCAUUGCAUAAAGUUCAGGCUAAAGUUACUGGCUCCAGUUUUUGUUUCCGAAAUUCAGGCAAAAGUUGUUUCAUAGAGCACUUCCGUAAUUCACCAUGAGAGAAUGCCUUUCAAUCCAUGUUGGUCAGGCCGGCAUUCAGAUCGGCAACGCGUGCUGGGAGCUUUUUUGUCUUGAGCAUGGUAUCCAGCCGGAUGGGCAAAUGCCGAGUGACAAGACAGUGGGAGGAGGAGACGAUGCCUUCAACACAUUCUUCAGCGAAACAGGAGCGGGAAAGCAUGUGCCCAGAUGUGUGAUGCUGGACUUGGAGCCCACUGUGAUUGACGAAGUUCGCACAGGCACGUACCGCCAGCUCUUCCACCCCGAGCAGCUCAUUAGCGGAAAGGAAGACGCCGCCAACAACUUUGCUCGUGGACACUAUACAAUUGGCAAGGAGAUUGUGGAUUUGGCACUGGACAGGAUCCGAAAGCUGGCAGACAUGUGCACUGGUCUGCAGGGAUUCAUGGUGUACCACGCAGUCGGUGGCGGCACAGGCUCAGGCCUCGGGUCAUUGCUUUUGGAGAGGCUGUCUGUGGACUAUGGCAAAAAGUCCAAGCUUUCCAUGUGCGUCUUCCCGAGUCCGCAAGUGUCAGGCGCCGUAGUGGAGCCCUACAACAGCAUUUUAUCAUGUCAUGGCCUCUUGGAGCACACGGAAGUAUCCGUGAUGUACGACAACGAGGCCAUCUACGAUAUAUGCCGGCGGAACCUGGACAUUGAGCGACCCACUUACACCAACCUGAACAGGCUCAUCACGCAGGUGAUGUCGUCAUUGACCGCCUCGUUGCGAUUCGACGGAGCCCUGAACAUGGAUCUCACCAACUUCCAGACCAACCUCGUCCCGUAUCCAAGGAUCCAUUUCAUGCUCUCGUCUUACGCGCCGGUCAUCUCGGCCGAGAAAGCCUACCACGAGCAGCUAUCCGUGUCGGAGCUCACCAACAGCGUGUUUGAGCCCUCCAGCAUGAUGGCCAAAUGCGAUCCCAGGCACGGCAAGUACAUCGCCUGCGCGAUGAUGUACCGAGGGGACGUGGUGCCAAAAGAUGUGAACUCGUCCGUGGGCACCAUCAAAACCAAGAGGACCAUCCAAUUCGUGGAUUGGUGUCCCACCGGGUUCAAGGUGGGGAUCAACUACCAACCGCCGACAGUCGUGCCCGGUGGCGAUCUAGCGAAAGUGCAGCGCGCGGUUUGCAUGAUCGCCAAUAGCACCGCCAUCGCUGAGGUAUUCGCUCGAUUAGACCACAAAUUCGACUUGAUGUAUGCAAAGCGCGCGUUCGUGCACUGGUAUGUCGGUGAGGGCAUGGAAGAGGGGGAAUUCUCCGAGGCUCGUGAGGAUUUGGCGGCGUUGGAGAAGGAUUUUGAGGAGGUGGGUGCCGAUUCAACCGAGGGUGAUGGAGAGGACGAAGGAGAAGAGUAUUAGAUUUCGAUCAGACACUAAAACAUACAUACCACUCACGGUUUCGAUCAUGCAGCAAACCCUCACUUUUGAAAGUACCGACUCAUUCAACACAACACACUGCCACUUUCAUGCAAAUUCGUAGCAAGAUUCGUGACACUGCUGUUUUGGGAGACCUGAGAUGCUUUAUGGGAACAUUACACUUUCAACUUUGGUUCGAUUGUUGUAAUGGGAUUGUGCUCAUCGGCAGCGUGACACUGCUCCAUUGUUGUGGAGAUCACUAUUUUAUCAGGAAGAUGAGCACAUUCUCAUCUGUUUAGGUUUUUGUUUUGAUAACUUGGUCUGGUCGAUGUGAUGGUGAAUUGUCAACUAUUCCUUCAGAUGAAUGCCAUUGCCUUGCACUGAAUAACACAUCCGAAGAACUACUCUCACCCUGAGCAUGAAUACAGCUUUCUUCAUUAGAUUUUACCUCAUUUGCUGCUGAACACUUUUAUGCUUAUCCAUCCAUCAAUUUGCAUGGUUUAGUUUGUGGGAGGAAAUCGUUUAAGCAUAUCAUCUUCGAAACUAUAAAACCAAUAUGUCAGAGAGCAACUAAGAAUGGAAAUGGAUCAAAGAAUGUAUUUUUUUGAGUUUAAAAAUCAUAUAAGCAAGUUCCACAUUA